Mytilus trossulus (common blue mussel) is the source of this 1687-nucleotide messenger RNA. RefSeq names its product leucine-rich repeat-containing G-protein coupled receptor 5-like. Lineage: Eukaryota; Metazoa; Mollusca; Bivalvia; Mytilida; Mytilidae. Gene Ontology annotation, molecular function: protein binding. The record is from RefSeq and is a predicted model, not a curated record. Gene Ontology annotation, cellular component: extracellular matrix. The transcript has a single exon. The coding region runs from base 5 to 1549 and encodes 514 amino acids.
UUAGAUGUCUUUUCAUUGUAAUAUGACACUUUGCAGUGUAAAAAUGUCAAAUUUACAACUAAAACUUGUUUACAGUUUAUUCAGUUUUAUCGUUGGCUAUAUUGCCUUCUGCUGUGCAAACAAAAUACCAUGUGGACAAUGUAAGUGUACAGAAGUUAGAGCAAAAUGCUUUGGUUUGAACUUUAUACCGAAGUUGCCACCAACAAUCAAUAUAUUGAUAUUAAAUAAUAAUAUUCUUACGCUGAUCAAUCGCCGUAGUUUUAGGAAUAUUUCGUCAAUCAACCUCACGACAUUAUGUUUUGAUAAUAAUUCAAUUGAGAUUAUUCAAGCUGAUGCAUUUCAUGAUUUUAAGUACAUUGCUGAGCUAAAUAUAACAGGAGAGAGGUUUUUGAAUAAAACAUCGUUAAAAUUUUCGUUCCUCAGUUUGACUAUUACAACCAUUCAAAAGUUGGGAUUAGAGAACAACAAUUGGAAUGAACUUCCGAAUGACAUGUUUAAAUAUUUAUCAGGAGCUAACUUGACUGUGUCGCUUAGAUACAAUUUAUUCAAUACACUAAAUUCAAGUGUUUUCUCACCCAUUUGUAAUCUAAAGAAAUUGCAAGUUACAUACAACGAAAUUGUGAAUGUCGACGUAAUAGGUCUUAGGACAACUGAGUACCUGGAUCUAUCGAAUAAUAACAUUUACUCGAUACCAAACUUUUGCAAAACCAGCGAUGAAUCUUUUGUUCCGCAUCUGCAAUAUUUGUCACUUGCAUACAAUGCCAUAAGGACAAUUAACAAAGAGUCUUUCAAAUGCCUAAACAGUUUAAAGGACCUUAUAAUGGAUGGGAAUCGUUUUCGAAGACUGGAUAAUAAUAUUUUCGCAUUACUACAUAAUUUGAGAAAACUUGCCAUGGGAGUUAAUCAACAGCUGAAACAGAUUGCUCCAUACGCAUUUAAUAGUUCUUCAUUACAGGUGCUCCAUUUGUACUCGAAUCAUUUCCAAUAUAGUGAAAGCAAAUUUAAGAAAAAGCGUUUUAAUCCGCGAACAAUUUUUCAAACUAUACCAAAUUUAACAGAAUUAGAUUUAUCUCAAAACUAUAUGAAUGAUUAUGAUAUAGUACAAGAACUUUUUUCAUCUACACGGAAUAUUCAAAAACUUACUUUAAUUUCGUCAUUUAUAUCAGCAAUCCCCGAAGAAAUAUUGCGAUCAAUGCCGAACAUCAAAUCAUUGAAUUUACAAGGAAAUGAGAUAGAACUAUGGGACAAAUCACUGUUCGAAAAUUUGCCUUCCUUGCGUGAAUUGUAUCUAGGUGGAAACAAUAUCCACGUUAUAAACGAAACGUCGUUUCCAGCAAGCUUGUUAAAAUCUUUAGAAGUACUAGAAUUAUCUGGUAAUCAAUAUCGAUGUACGUGUGAAAUUAAAUGGUUUUUAGACACAAUUCGAAUGACAAAUUUAUCCACCAAAAUGCAGAAAAAAUGGCCGAGUCGUUAUACUUGCUACUUUCCGGAACAUCUACGAUUCACCCGUCUCGCAGAUUACUUUCCAACAAUUGCUGAGUGUAAUUAAUUAAGCAUUGUCUAUUUGAUUAUAAUAACUGGAUGUUCGUGUGUUUUGAUUUUGCUUUUCUGUGUCAUAAUGACUUUCAAAUGUCAGAUAAAUUUCAAGAAUGCACUGUACUUGUUCCGUUUAAAACAACGUAUAAAA